AUGGGACCCAAAACGCACGGAAAACGACCCGCGAAGGGACAGUCUGGGCCAUCCAAAAAGCGCAAACUUGCGCACGGGGCGUCAAAGCCUUCUGGGAAAGCUACGAAGGAGAAGAGCAAGGGGAAGGAUCACGCGUAUGAUAGGCCGACUAUCGAAAUACCGCAGCGCAGAGAUGGAGGGGACUCGGAUCUAAGCGAGGAGGAUAUGGAGAUGGUGGACGAGUACGGUUCAGGGUUGCAGUUCUUGACUGCUUUGGAUGAGAAGGGUAUUGCCAGGAGCAAGAAGGAAACCAUACGACUUCAUCAAAUGCACAAACCUGUACGCCAGAAACGGGUGGACGACGACUUGCCAUCAAUUCAUUCACAUUCUUCCGACGAGGAAUGGGACUCUGAUGUUCCUUCAGACUUUGAGGCUUCGGACCUGGAUGCUUCAGAUAUAGAGUCUGGUCUACUCUCUGAAGAGGAUGAACCUGUUGCUGGUCCCUCACGCAUUCGCGCUCGUAUUCGUCGUCGUGACUCUGAUGGCUCUGAAAUGUCCUACGAAGCUCAGCCUCGCAGACGACGAGCGUCAUGGAGCGAGUCUGAGAACGAGAAGGGCGUCGGACGUCUGCCGAUCAAACUUGCCGACGGUUCCUUGCAGCAGUCCGCGGGAAAGGUCAUCUUGGACGAAUCGAGCGAGUCCAGUGAGGAGGAAGACGAGCCAGCUCCACGAGCGCCUUCUCCGGUUCGCGAAGACGUCUCCACCGGUGCUCGGUUCGGGCGUCCUGCCGUGGCGGACGUGCUGGGUAUGAAGUCGAGAAAGGCGAAGGUUCUGGCCGCGAAGGAGCAGAUUGCGGGCAUCUGCCAGGAGAUUAUUGCAGAUCCUGAAAAUAGUUUAGGACUUCUUCGCCGACUGAAUAGCUUCUCCCUUCCGCAGAUAGUCACCCCAUCUCGACCAGAACCUGUACCGAACGACCCCAUUGUUCGCAAACUUGCGAUACUGUCUCAGCUUGCGGUGUUCAAGGAUAUCAUCCCGGGUUACAGGAUACGCGCACUCACGGAUAAGGAGAAGGAGGAGAAGGUUAGCCAGAUGGUCGCUCGUACACGCGAAUGGGAGCAGGGUUUGGUCAACGUGUAUCAACAAUACCUGAAGACGCUCGAGAGCGAGCUGAAGGCGAAAGCAGGGCUUGAAGAUGCUGCUCUUCAAUGCAUGUGCACGCUACUGGCUGACUUGACACACUUCAACUUCCGGGUCAAUCUCAUGAGCUCCGUCGUCGGCCGUCUUAGCAAGCGUUCGUGGGACGACAGCUCAGAGCUAUGUCUCAAGACCAUCAUUUCUGUGUUUAAGGCGGACGUGACCGGUGUGCCCUCACUUGAGGUCGUACGCUUACUCAACCGCAUGGUCAAGGAGCGUCGCUUUAAGAUUCACCCCGACGUCCUGGGCUGUCUUCUCUCUCUGCGUCUAAAGACCGAGCUCGGCAUACGCUCUUCCGAAACUCGCGCGGAACGUGAGCCGCGCCCAGACAAGAACGGGAAGAAGAUGAAGAACAAGAAGGGAAGCACGGAGAAGGCGCACCUGAGCAAAAAGGCCAAGAAGGUGCUCAAGGAGCGCCAGGAGAUUGAGAAGGAGAUGAAGGAGGCUGACGCCGAGGUCGAUAGAGAGGAACGCGCCGCGAAUCAAACGGAGACGCUCAAGCUUCUCUUCGUUCUGUAUUUCCGCGUCUUGAAAAACCCGACGCCGACGCCUCUACUCCCAGCUGCAUUGCAGGGAAUCUCGAGAUUCGCGCAUCUCGUCAGCAUCGAUUUCUUCAAAGACCUUCUCGCCGUCCUGCGGGAGCUUAUUGUGCGUGAGGGCGACGAGGAAGAAAUUGGAGCAUCUGAACGCGUGCGCCUCCGACUCGCAUGUAUCGUCACUGCAUUCGAGCUGCUUUCCGGACAAGGCGAGGCACUCACUGUCGAUCUCUCCGACUUCGUCGCGCAGCUAUACGCUCUGAUCUUACCUCUUUCCGUAGAGGCAGCCAUCGACGUCGUACCUCCGCGGGUAUCGAAGGCGAUCGCACCGGCGCAGCCUGCAGAUGCUCUACUGUUCCGCGCUUUGCAUCUCGCAUUCUCGCCGAGAUCAUCAGCGGGUGCACCCCCCUGGCGUGCGGCUGCUGUCGCAAAGCGUCUACUCGGCGCCGCGCUGCAUUGGCCGCCCGCGACGGCCAUCAAAGCUCUCGACUUCGUCGAAGAGCUGAUGGGACGGGAGCCACGUCUCGAGGCACUAUUGUCUUCUGAGGAUUGUCUCGUCAAUGGCGUGUAUCGGCCAGAGGUUGACGACCCUCAAUUGAGCAACCCUUUCGCCGGUUCUGCGUUUGAGCUUGCGAUGCUCGCGGAAUCGCAUGCGGACGCGCGUGUCCGAGAAGCGGCGAUACGGUUGCAAGAGCUGCCGAUACGUGGUCGGGCAUAG
Peniophora sp. CBMAI 1063 is the source of this 2427-nucleotide messenger RNA. The record is from the annotation of a GenBank genome assembly. Lineage: Eukaryota; Fungi; Basidiomycota; Agaricomycetes; Russulales; Peniophoraceae.